Molecule: messenger RNA, 1277 nt
Organism: Cornus florida
Lineage: Eukaryota; Viridiplantae; Streptophyta; Magnoliopsida; Cornales; Cornaceae
Product: protein PTST, chloroplastic
Exons: 9
Coding region: 143-1048 (301 amino acids)
Source: RefSeq, a predicted model, not a curated record
GGUCCACGUGGGAAUAUUUCAUCCUAACACGUGUCCCCUUGCUGCUUGUCUCCACUGAAGAACCCUCCCUGUCCACACACAAAAAAAACACACACGGCAACAUGAAUUCUGCAGCAGUUCGGGACACCUAGAAGUCUUUACCAUGGAUUGUCAUAGGAUAGGCACUGCAAGCUGUUGUCUUGACAGCCAUGGUUGGUUUCCAAGGCAUUCAAAAAAGUUUAAUUUGGAGAAUAUCCACAGACUUCCGUGUAAUAUGGCAGCGUGGAGUUCGAGGACGAGAUGUCAAAGGUUAAGUUACCCAAAUCAAGCUUCUGUUGGAAAGAAUUCGGUGCGUUGUGUGUCUUGGAGAACAUUUUCCUCAUCUUCAAGUCUCGAGGAGGAAUUAUCAUCGUCAGUAGAAGAUUUCUCAAGUGAUGAUGAGUAUACCGCUGAGGCUGUCUCUGAGGAGCUUCUAGAACGACCUUUGAAAAAUGACGUGUUGAAGGCACUGCUUGCUGACUCUGAAAGAGCGAAGCUUAUCAAGAAACUGAGUGAAGCCAAUCAACAGAACCGAUUCCUCAAGAGACAGUUGAAUGUGAAGGAGGAUGCAUUGGUUAAUUUCAAGAGUGAACUUGCUGUCAUCGAACUAGAGGUUCAGUCUUUGGUCACAUUGGCGGAGGAAAUUGCUAAAUAUGGAAUUCCAGAAGGUUCAAGAAGGAUUAAUGGGAAAUACAUCCAGUCUCACCUUCUUUCACGGUUGGAAGCUGUACAUAAAAAAAUGAAGGAACAUAUAAAGGAUGUAGAUGCUGCACAAUCGAAGGAGGUGCCCAUAUUCUGGUAUGGUAUGGAUGAGAGCGUGCAAGUAAUGGGCAGCUUUGAUGGCUGGAGUCAAGGAGAGCACUUAUCACCAGAGUAUACUGGUUCUUACACAAAGUUCUCUACAACAUUAAUGCUUAGACCUGGACGGUAUGAAAUCAAGUUCUUGGUCGAUGGAGAGUGGAAGCUAUCACCAGAAUUUCCUACUGUGGGCGAAGGAUUAAUGCUAAACAACUUGUUGAUUGUAGAAUAGCUUCAGAAUCACUGGUCAGGUCAUGUCUAUUGUGUAGAGCAAUUGAUGUUGAGCCUCAGUAUAAAUUAAUUAUUUAUUUCUGUUUUUUGGGUUAAGUGCCUCAGUAUGAAUUUCUAUCUAAAACACAUAUUUCUUUGAUCUUGUUUUGUUGUAUGAUAUAUAAGCAUUAGAAGGUUUUGCAAAACAGAUUACAGUAAAUUGAAAGUAUAGAAUACUGGUUUGCAUUGCA